This is a messenger RNA of Acipenser ruthenus (sterlet), 3339 nucleotides long. Its product is annotated as mucin-2-like. Lineage: Eukaryota; Metazoa; Chordata; Actinopteri; Acipenseriformes; Acipenseridae. Bases 450 to 2969 code for a protein of 839 amino acids. The record is from RefSeq and is a predicted model, not a curated record. The transcript has 2 exons. Gene Ontology annotation, molecular function: catalytic activity.
GUGUGCAUAUAAAUAGUGAUCAGUCUACAGGAACCAGGGACUGAGGCAGAUAGGCUAGCUCCUGCUUCAAGUAAUCUUUAAUUAACUACAUUUGGUAACUCUGUAAGGUGGUGUUUGAAUUAGCUGAGUUGGUGUGUGUGAUUAGUACCAGGUGAGUGGUUUAAUUGAAUAGAAGUUGUUUUGCUAUCUGAUUGGUUUCCACGCAGUUGUUUUUUUAAUAUAUAUUAAGCAGCCUAUUUUAGCGCCAGCCAGACGCGCCAGCCAACCGAAGAGCCUCAACAAAAGAGCCGGGAGUCUAGCUGUGGGAGUCCAGCGAGGGGAGGCCUGCGCUGAGACGCUGUUCGACUAGAUCCGAACCUAACAGCGCUCUGGAAGAAGCCAUCUACUAGUCAGGUCUGUAUCCUCCACCCCACUGCUCCUACUGUGCCUUUUGUCUUGCUUGUCCUGCUAUGACUGUCUCUCACAUCCCUGUUCUGUCCUCCCGUCCUUGUCCUCUGCCCUCCCUCCGCUGUUGCUCCUCCAACCCCUCUAACCUCAUUUCUCUGCCUCUCCCCCCCUCCCGCACACUCUCUGGUGCACUCUGGAACUGUCACUCUUCUGCUAACAAAGCUGAUUUCAUCUCUGCCUUUGCCUCCCACCUCUCGCUCGAUUUCCUUGCUCUCACUGAAACCUGGCUGUCCCCUGAUAACACUGUUACUCCUGCUGCCCUGUCCUCUCUCUACGUCCUGUCCCAUACCCCGCGUCUCACCGGACGGGGAGGUGGGACGGGUCUUCUCCUCUCUCCCUCCUUACUCUUUUCUGUCCCCUCUGAUCUCACCUCCCUCUCUGUCACUACCUUUGAAUUUCAUGCAGUCCAACUAACCUCUCCCUGUCAACUCCUGCUCAUUGUUUUGUACCGCCCCCCUGGGCCUCUCACUCACUUUCUGGAUGAACUCGACUAUCUACUCUCCUCCCUCCCCUCUCUGUCUACCCCGACUGUCCUGUUGGGUGACUUCAACAUCCAUCUCUCCAACCCCAGCCACUCUGCUGGAUUCCUCCCUCUCCUUCACUCCUUCGACUUCUGUCUCUCUCCGUCUCCUCCUACCCACAAAGCUGGCCGUCAACUGGACCUCACCUUCUCCAGGGCCUGCUGCCCCUCCAACCUCUCUGUCACCCCCCUGGACCUCUCUGAUCACUAUUUCAUCUCUUUUUCUCUGUCUCUCCCCCCUCUCCCUGCUCCUCCUACCCCCACUGUCACCUCUCGCCGUAACCUCCGCUCUCUCUCCCCCUCUGUCCUUGCCUCCACUGCUCUCUCUCACCUCCCUCCUAUCGACUCCUUUUCACAACUCUCCGUAGACUCUGCUACCUCCACCCUCUUCUCCUCACUCACCUCCUCCCUCGACUCCCUCUGUCCCCUCACCUCCCGACCCGCUCGCCCCUCCCCUCCCCAUCCCUGGCUCUCCUCUGUGCUCCGCUCGGCAAGAAUCACACUGCGAUCUGCUGAAAAGAAAUGGAAGAGAACCAAACUCCCUGCUGCCCUAGACCUUUACCGCACUCUUCUCUCCUCCUUCUCCUCUACUCUCUCCUCUGCUAAAUGUGCUUAUUUCCAAUCUGUAAUCCAAGCCUCCACUAACAACCCACGUAAACUAUUCUCUACCUUCUCCUCCCUCCUAAACCCUCCCCCCCCUCCUCCUCCCUCCUCUAUCUCCCCUGACGACUUUGCCUCCUUCUUCUCUUCUAAAAUCUCAGAUAUCCGCAAACUCUUUAACACCUCUCCCUCCCCCGCACCCCCUCCUGCUCCAACCCCUACACCCACUACAUCCCCUACUAACUCGCCCUCCCUCUCCACCUUCUUGCCCCUCUCAGACUCUGACCUCUCCUCCCUGCUCCAGGGUCACAAACCCACCACGUGUGCCUUGGACCCCCUCCCCACUCACCUCUUUCAAGCUGCUGCUCCUGCUCUACUCCCCUUCAUCUCCUCCCUCCUCAACACCUCUCUACUUUCUGGCAUCUUCCCCUCUGCCUUCAAAAAAGCCUCGAUCACUCCCCUCCUCAAAAAACCUACCCUCGACCCCACCUCCCUCCAGAGCUACCGUCCUGUCUCCCUCCUACCCUUCCUCUCCAAAACCCUCGAGCGGACUGUACACCGCCAGCUCUCUGCUUUCCUGUCCAACCACUCUCUGCUUGACCCUCUCCAAUCUGGCUUCCGCUCUGCUCACUCCACUGAAACCGCCCUUCUGUCUGUCACCAACUCACUUAAGUGUGCCCGAGCUGCCUCUCUCUCCUCUGUCCUAAUUCUCCUCGACCUCUCUGCUGCCUUUGACACUGUUGAUCACUCUAUUCUACUAUCAUCUCUUGCUGACCUGGGGAUCUCUGGCACUGCUCUGGCCUGGUUCUCCUCCUACCUCUCCAACCGCACUUACCAGCACAUCUCCACUCUGGCACGCACUUGCAGAUUCUUCCUGAGCAACAUCCGAAGAAUCCGACCCUUCCUCACCAACUAUGCUACCCAGCUCCUGGUCCAGGCCCUGGUACUCUCCCGCCUAGACUACUGCAACUCCCUCCUGGCUGGCCUCCCUGCGUCCGCCACCCGUCCGCUCCAGCUCAUCCAGAACUCUGCUGCUCGCCUGGUGUUCUCUCUACCUCGCUUCGCCCACGCUACUCCACUACUCCGCUCGCUCCACUGGCUCCCGAUCACCGCUCGCAUCCAGUUCAAGACUCUUGUACUAGCCUACAGAUGCCUUGAUCAGACUGCACCCAGCUACCUCCAGACCCUCAUCUCUCCCUACACCCCCACUCGACCUCUCCGCUCCGCCUGCACUAGAAGACUGGCUCUACCUCCGCUACGCUCCCCUGCCUCCCGAGCCCGCUCCUUCUCCACCCUUGCUCCGCAGUGGUGGAACGACCUCCCUACAGAUGUCAGGACUGCCCAGUCCCUGACCACAUUCCGGCGCCUCCUUAAGACUCACCUCUUCAAACAGCACCUGUAGAACUCCUCUGUUGUAUCCUGGGACACUAUCACCCUUCAUUUAAAUAUGCUUUAUUUUGCUCUUAUCUGCCCCCUAUUUUACUGCAUUUAAUCCUGUACCUCAGAAUAUUGUAAUCUCCCAAGUGUUUAAUCUGUAGUAUUUUGUACUUAAUCAUAUCCUGAUGUAACUAUCACUACUUAAUCAUAUCCUGAUGUAACUUUCACUAUUAUCUGCUGUAUUAUUGAAUUGUGGUUUGUCACACUUGAGAAUUAUUGUAUUUCUUGUUCUUAUUGUAUGACUUAUAUUGUAACACUUGAAUGUAUUUGUAUUUGCUUGCGAUUGUAAGUCGCCCUGGAUAAGGGCGUCUGCUAAGAAAUAAAUAAUAAUAAUA